AGUUUGGAAAGCACGAGGGAUGCCAAUUGGUGGGAAACAUUUAAACUGGCAGGGAGAGCAGGUAGCUGAGUGCAGCAAGCAGCCUACAUAAGGAUCACAGGUUCCAUCUGGGAUUUUGUGAUGAAUGCCUAAUGAGCACAUGGAUUAGACGGACAGAACUCUUCAAGCUUCUGUAAAUGUAGCUGAAAGAAGCGUGGCUUACAGGACACCAAAUAACUGUUCCUGUAAAACUUUUGUUUGGCGUUGCAGUAUUUAAAGUCCAGAAAAAUAAUGGAGAGAAAACUGGACAAUAAAAUGAAAAGGGAAUUGUCCUACUUAGCUACUUUAAACGACAGAAACAUAUCCCUGGUGUCUAUUCGUAAGCAGCAGGCAGCUCGUGAUGUGCCUGAACUACUGAUUAUUGGUGAAAAGUCCAAGACAGCAUCGCUGGUAAAAACAAGCAGUAACUUGCAGAAAGAAGAGGAACUUCCGCAGAGUUACUCCAUGGGAAUGACAGAAGUCAAUACAGUUGAAAGACAGGCUUUGUCCAACACUGAUUCUCCUCCUGAUUGUGAGCUGAAGCCUACAAUGAAACAUAAUUUUGCUUUUGACAACAUGGGCUAUGAGGAGAGCUCUGAAACCAUGCCCUCUCCACCUUCCCAAGAGCAUAGUGUGGUAGUCAACAUUGUGGGAAUGACUUGCCAAUCAUGUGUGCAGUCGAUAGAAGGCCAAAUUUCCAAGGUGAAGGGCAUUUUGAGAAUUAAAGUCUCCCUUGAACAGAACCAUGCUGUUAUCAAGUAUCUGCAGUCGGAAAUAAGUCCUGAACAGAUUUGCCAGGAAAUUCUGGAUAUGGGCUUUGAUGCCAACAUAGCAGAAGAUAAGUUGACAACAGCGACUGUAAAUUUGCCAAGCUUAAAAGAAGCAGUAGUUAAGCUUCGGGUAGAAGGCAUGACAUGCCAGUCCUGUGUCACCAGCAUUGAAGGAAGGAUUAGGAAACUACACGGUGUAGCAAAAAUCAAGGUGUCACUUGAUAACCAAGAAGCAAUUGUUGCUUACCAUCCUUACAUCAUUCAGCCUGAUGACCUCAAGAGACACAUCAGUGACCUGGGGUAUGACUGCACCAUUAAAAGCAAAUCAGCCCCUUUGAAGCUGGGUGCCCUUGAUCUCCAGCGCUUGCAGAAUGCAAACCCUAGGGAGACACCUGCAAGUCUCAAGAGUGAUGGGCUGGAUCCACUGGUCACCGAGGUGGGUAGCACAGCUACAGUGACUUUACAGAUAGAAGGCAUGCACUGCAAGUCCUGUAUCAGAAACAUCGAAGGAAAUAUAUCAGAUCUUCCUGGCAUAAAAAGUAUUAAAGUGUCUUUGGAGCAUAAAUGUGCUGUGGUACAGUAUACCCCAGAUUUCAUCACCCUGUCAGCUUUGCAGCAAGCUAUUGAAUCCCUUCCACCUGGAAACUUUAAAGUAACCCUCCAUAAUGGUUCAGAAGCAGGCAAAGCAGCAUGUCCCUCAGGUGCUUUCACAUACGAUCUCAUCAGACAGCCACCGCAAGGCACGACACUUACGGCUGUUAUUAAGAUUGAUGGCAUGACCUGCAAUUCUUGUGUACAGUCCAUAGAAGGGGCCAUAUCACAGAGACAAGGAGUGCAGCAUGUAGCAGUUUCUCUAGCUGGCAGUACUGGGACCAUACACUAUGAUCCAGCUGUCACGAGUGGAGAAGAGUUAAGAGCUGCCAUAGAAGACAUGGGAUUUGAUGCCUCUGUACUGACAGAUACUGCUACUGGAGAACACAGGUGCCAGCCUGAUGCCAGCAAAGCUGCCGUGAAACCUGGAGCUCCAGAGCCUCCUCACCAAGGCUGUGCCUCAGAUGCUCUUCCAGACAGUCCUCACCUUGAUGGGCCAAACAGGCUCAGUGGAGCCACAGAAGAAAAGUGUGUUUUACAAAUCACAGGCAUGACCUGUGCAUCAUGUGUGUCUACCAUUGAAAGAAAUUUGCAGAAAGAAGAUGGAAUUGUUUCAGUGCUGGUAGCACUGAUGGCAGGUAAAGCAGAGAUAAAAUACAAGCCAGAACUCAUACAGCCUCUUGAAAUAGCACAGCUGAUCCAGAAUCUGGGUUUUGAAGCUACUGUCAUGGAAGAUAAUGCAGAAACAGAAGGGCAGGUGGAGCUUCUUAUUACAGGGAUGACUUGUGCUUCUUGUGUUCACAAUAUUGAAUCCAAACUCAUGAGAACAAAUGGCAUAUUCUCUGCCUCAGUUGCACUUGCGACUAGCAAAGCUCACAUCCAGUUUGAUCCUGAAAUUAUUGGCCCUCGAGAUAUUAUAAAAGUAAUCAAGGAAAUUGGCUUUCAUGCUUCUGUGGCUAAAAGAGCUCCAAAUGCACAUAACCUGGAUCACAAAAAGGAAAUACAGCAGUGGAGGAAAUCUUUCUUGUACAGCCUAGUGUUUGGUAUUCCUGUUGUAGUCAUAAUGAUUUAUAUGCAAAUACCCAGUGGUGGGGACCGCGGGUCUAAGGUGCUGGAACGGAAUCUCAUUCCUGGAUUAUCUAUUUUGAAUCUUCUCUUCUUUAUCCUCUGCACUUUUGUUCAGUUCCUUGGUGGAUGGUAUUUCUACGUACAAGCUUACAAGUCACUGAGGCACAAGACGACCAAUAUGGAUGUGCUCAUUGUACUGGCCACGACAAUUGCUUAUCUGUAUUCCUGUGUGAUCCUGAUAGUAGCAAUCAUUGAAAAGGCAGAGAAAAGCCCAGUCACUUUCUUCGACACUCCUCCGAUGUUGUUUGUGUUCAUUGCACUUGGCAGAUGGCUGGAACACAUAGCCAAGGGUAAGACCUCAGAAGCUCUUGCUAAACUUAUGUCUCUUCAAGCCACAGAAGCCACUGUGGUGACUCUUGGACCUGACCACUCCAUUGUCAGGGAGGAGCAAGUACCUGUUGAACUUGUUCAAAGGGGUGAUGUUAUAAAAGUUGUUCCUGGUGGAAAGUUCCCAGUGGAUGGAAAGGUCAUUGAAGGCAGUUCUAUGGCAGAUGAGUCUCUCAUUACUGGGGAAGCUAUGCCAGUCAUUAAAAAGCCUGGGAGCACAGUGAUUGCUGGUUCUAUAAAUGUACAUGGCUCACUUCUUGUUAAUGCAACUCAUGUUGGUAGUGAUACCACUCUGGCACAGAUUGUGAAAUUGGUGGAAGAAGCUCAAAUGUCAAAGGCACCCAUCCAGCAACUGGCAGAUAAAUUUAGUGGAUACUUUGUUCCAUUUAUCAUCAUCAUCUCAACUGUGACAUUGAUAGUAUGGACCACAAUUGGUUUUGUAAAUUUUGAUAUUAUUAAAAAAUAUUUUCCUAAUCAGAGCAAAAACAUUUCAAAAGCUGAAAUAAUACUGAGGUUUGCAUUUCAAACCUCGAUCACUGUGCUGAGCAUUGCAUGCCCUUGCUCUUUAGGCCUGGCUACCCCCACAGCUGUAAUGGUGGGCACAGGAGUGGCUGCACAGAAUGGUAUUCUCAUCAAGGGUGGAAAACCCCUGGAAAUGGCACAUCAGAUCAAGACUGUGAUGUUUGAUAAAACUGGGACCAUCACCUGUGGAGUUCCUAAAGUCAUGAGGGUGCUUUUGAUGGGAGACAGAGCCAUGCUCCCCCUGAAGAAGGUACUGGCAGUUGUUGGUACAGCAGAAGCCAGCAGCGAGCAUCCUUUAGGAAUGGCUGUCACUAAAUACUGCAAAGAGGAGCUUGGCACUGAGAGCCUGGGAUACUGCACUGACUUCCAGGCAGUCCCAGGCUGUGGUAUCAGCUGCAAGGUCGGAGGAGUUGAGGCCAUUCUUGGCAGUGAGCUGGAUGUUAACAUCAGUGGGGAUAGCAGUGCUCCUCUGGGAGAUAACGCAGUGAUCACGCUCUUGGAAUCACAAGGUCCAUCAGCUUCUCAGAAAUACUCGGUGUUGAUUGGAAAUCGUGAGUGGAUGCGACGCAAUGGCUUGAAUAUUAGAAAUGAUGUAAAUGAUGCAAUGACAAACCAUGAAAUGAAAGGACAGACUGCCAUACUAGUGGCUAUAGAUGGUAUGUUGUGUGGAAUGAUCGCAAUAGCAGACACUGUCAAGCAGGAGGCGGCCCUUGCUGUGCACACACUGCAAAGCAUGGGAAUAGACGUGGUGCUGAUAACAGGAGACAACAGGAAAACUGCAAAAGCCAUUGCUACUCAGGUUGGGAUCAAAAAAGUCUUUGCGGAGGUGCUUCCUUCUCACAAGGUUGCAAAGGUCCAGGAACUCCAAAAUGGAAAGAAGAAGGUUGCGAUGGUUGGUGAUGGAGUCAACGAUUCCCCUGCACUAGCCAGGGCUGAUGUUGGAAUUGCAAUUGGAACGGGCACCGAUGUUGCCAUUGAAGCUGCAGAUGUUGUUCUUAUCCGAAAUGAUUUACUGGAUGUAGUUGCCAGUAUUCACUUAUCGAAGAGAACAGUUCGAAGGAUACGGAUAAAUCUGAUUCUUGCCUUAAUUUAUAAUAUGCUUGGAAUACCCAUAGCAGCAGGUGUGUUCAUGCCUGUUGGCCUCGUGCUUCAGCCUUGGAUGGGAUCAGCUGCAAUGGCAGCUUCUUCUGUGUCUGUCCUGCUGUCUUCCCUGCAGCUGAAAUGUUACAAGAAGCCAGACACAGAAAGGUAUGAAGCACAAGCUCAAGGCCGCAUGAAGCCACUCACUCCUUCUCAAAUCAGUGUUCACAUUGGAAUGGACGAUAGGAGGAGGGAUUCUUCCAAAGCAUCUCCCUGGGAUCAGACUAGCCAAGUGUCCCUCUCUUCCUUGGCUUCAGACAGGCUGCCAAGAGGCAAUGGUUUUAUUGAGGAGGAAGGGGGCAAGUGGUCAUUGCUCAUAAAUGGAGCAGAUGAAGAACAGUACAUCUGAAGCACUGGACUCUUGGUACAGGGGGAGAUGUUCCUCCCCACCACUGAGGGGAAGGACUGAUACUUCAUCAACAGCUUCAGUGUUGUAAGUGAAGUAUUUCUUCAGCUCAUAAGACAUUUGCAACUCAGCUCAGAGUUGGGUUGUAUGGAUUGUGGAUUUUUUUUCAGGUCACCAGUUAUUUCUAGUUACGGAAAUAAUCUGUGGCACUAUAAUGAACUGGCUUGUUUGCACACAGCAUUUUGUGAAAUAAUGUAAAAUUGUAAUUUUCGGAGUUUCUGAAAAAGAAUUUCUUUCUCUGUGACUCUUUGCUAGGAACCAAAUGUCAUACUUUUCACUCUUUUAAACUUUAUUACUUCAAGACUGCAUGAAGCAAAAGUAUUUUCAGAGCUGCCAAAUAUAAAUUUCUGUCUAAAUGAAAUUAGCAAUGGCAUAAGGAACUCUGUAGUCGGAAAUUGAAUUUUUACACAGAAUUGUAACUAGACAUGUCACUGUGAGAACACUUUGUGUUUAGGAUUCAUGGCAUCUCCUGAGACGAAAAGUGCUUUGUUGUUUCACCUACUAUAACUCUCUGAAAGGUCUUUUUCAAAGAUUUUCACUUGCUUUGAGGUAUUGCAUCCUUUUGAUGCACAUUUCUAUUGCUCUCCUAGAUUUUCUCUUUUGCUCCUUAUGAGGCCUUUUCCCCUUUUUCUUGCACAAGUGGUCUUCUAUGAGUUAUCAUUAUGCUUACAGAUAUUCCUGUCUGGGACAAACUCCUUGAAGUUACCAAGAAUCUUUACAUUCCUAUUGAAGUCCAUAAAGGCAGAACAAUUCCUGGUCCCAGUUAUCCAAGAUACCUUGCAGGACCCAGGGAAGCUCCUAAGAGUUGGGCAGUUGUCUGUCUCUUUCCUUUGACAGAGUGAAGAAUUUAUGCCAGUGUGAGCAAAGAUGGUAUUUACCUUGGUAUGACUGAGCAGAACUAGCACUGGUGUGACUCCAGCAUAGCUGCACAGAGUGAGUUUAUUGCAUAGCUUAACCCCAACUUGCUGGUUGCUUAAAAUGGAGCUAAAAGUUUAAAUUAUAAAAUGGCCUUAAAGGGGGCUUCUAUUUGCUAUCAUAUAAAUAAAUGCCAGGACUUGAACUAAGAAAAUUUGUAAUUUAAAUUUGUAUUUAUGUUUUGCAUUGGUUUUAGUUCCCCUCUUUACUUCGGUGAGAAAUCAAAGUGCUGGACGACCCUUUUUUGCUUUAACAUCUUUACCAAAGCUUGCAGUAAUUUCAUCCCUGUGGAUGUCAGCUUCACCCCUUAAUACUUUUUACAGUCAGGACAGUAGGAAUCAACAGCUUUGGUGCACUGGAUCCAGGCCCAGAGUGCUGUGUUGUCCAGGUGUGGGACUCUGAUGUAAGCAAAGUUUUAUAGUCUAAUUUAGAAAGAAGAGGAAAUACUGUGCUAAACAAAAUUCAAUAACUACUUCUUUUCAUUGACUGAAAUAUAGAGCUGUUUCCAACACAGGUUCAAAUCCUGCUUCUCCUAAUGUAAAAAUGAAAAAAAAGUCAGAGAGGAAAAGAAUUGUGCUUAAAGCAUUGGACAGGUCUUCCUAUUUUCUCAGCAGUGUCUUAAAUUACAAACCAGUUUUAAAACUCUAUGCAGGUAGAGAUUGCUUUCACAGCACACACACACUUUUCAAACAUGCCAUAGAUGCAUGUCCCUAUGAGAAAGAAGGUCUGACGUUUCACUAUUCUGUGUUUUCUUACCAGUUCUUACAGUAAAAAUAUGUUGGGGGUUUUUUUGUUUGUUUUUUUCUUUUUCAAAUCAAACAAAUAACUGUGUGUCUUUGUUUUUCUUUUUUCUUGAAGGGUUCAGAAUAAAAAGAGCAUAAACAGAGGUUGUUGGAUUGCAGGAUACAUA
Corvus hawaiiensis (hawaiian crow) is the source of this 6727-nucleotide messenger RNA. RefSeq names its product ATPase copper transporting beta (gene ATP7B). The record is from RefSeq and is a predicted model, not a curated record. NCBI's taxonomy places the organism in Eukaryota, Metazoa, Chordata, Aves, Passeriformes, Corvidae. Gene Ontology annotation, cellular component: trans-Golgi network; membrane; perinuclear region of cytoplasm. The transcript is spliced from 21 exons. The coding region runs from base 271 to 4845 and encodes 1524 amino acids. Gene Ontology annotation, molecular function: ATP binding; P-type divalent copper transporter activity; ATP hydrolysis activity. Gene Ontology annotation, biological process: copper ion homeostasis; monoatomic cation transport.